This is a messenger RNA of Hemibagrus wyckioides, 2763 nucleotides long. RefSeq names its product cysteine protease atg4da-like. Gene Ontology annotation, molecular function: protein-phosphatidylethanolamide deconjugating activity. The record is from RefSeq and is a predicted model, not a curated record. The transcript has 11 exons. Bases 167 to 1561 code for a protein of 464 amino acids. NCBI's taxonomy places the organism in Eukaryota, Metazoa, Chordata, Actinopteri, Siluriformes, Bagridae.
CGUUGCUACAUGAUGUACAAAGUAAAUAGGAAGUGAGAGAUAACUGAAAGUUUUGGUGUCAGUAAUGUGGGAGAUGUUCAGCAGGAGUGCUCUGAUAUGGAGGAAUAAUGAUUAAUAUUACAGAUAAAUACACGGUUGCCAUGGUGAGCAGGACCAACAGAGCGACAUGAUGACUUCUGCAUGCCCUGAAGAGGUGAACUCUACAGAAGACCUGGAGUCGUUUGAGUUCGUCUCGCACCCUGAACCUUCAGACCACACACACUCCUUAGACCACACACACUCCUUAGUGGCAGUGAAGGAUAAAGCCAGGCUGAGGAGCAGGCUGGUGUCGGCAUGGAACAGUGUGAAGUAUGGAGGUUGGACUUUGAAAACUAAAUCUCGUCUGAGUAAAACCUCUCCUGUGUGUAUGCUGGGUCACACAUACCACCUGAGCUGUGAAGAUGAGAAGCAGCUGUUCCGGUGUGUGUUCUCAUCUCUAUUCUGGAUGACAUACAGGAGAGGUUUCUCCUCUUUGCACGGAUCAUCUCUGACCUCAGACAGUGGGUGGGGCUGCACGCUGCGCUCCGCCCAGAUGCUGCUCGCACAGGCACUCAAGCUACACACACUGCCUGCAGGAUGGAAGUGGCAGGGAGCUCAUCACCAGACCAGGGACGACCUGGAGCUCAGACGCUCUCGACCCCUUAUGCUGGGAUUGGGACGGAACCAGAGGGUGGGGCAGAGGAGGCGGAGUGAGGGUGCCAUACUGGAUGUGGAUGAGGAUGGGCAGGAGGGCGGACACCGGCGUCUAGUGGCGUGGUUCGGGGACACGCCGUCUGCUCCUUUUGGCCUGCAUAAGCUGGUGGAGUUGGGGCGGUCGUCGGGGCAACGGGCAGGUGACUGGUACGGUCCAUCAGUCGCCUCACACCUGCUGCGAAAGGCAGUAGCAGCGUCUGAACUGAGUGACCUGGCUGUAUAUGUUGCACAGGACUGUACAGUCUAUGUAGGAGAUGUGAUCAGACUGUGUGGAGCAGGUCAGUCUGAACUCUCCACCAGAUUCCACUCGGUCAUUAUCCUGGUGCCCGUGAGACUUGGUGGAGAAACACUCAACCCUGUGUAUAUCCCAGAUGUGAAGAGACUGCUGGAGCUGAAGUGCUGUGUGGGAAUAAUCGGAGGAAAGCCCAAGCACUCGCUCUACUUCCUGGGGUUUCAGGAUGACCAGCUGCUGUACUUGGAUCCUCAUUUCUGUCAGGCUGCUGUGGAUGUCGGUCAGCCCCACUUCCCUUUAGAGUCGUUUCACUGUAAGACGGUUAGGAAGCUGCCGUUUCACCGCAUGGACCCCAGCUGCACUCUGGGCUUCUACGCCAGGAGCAGGAGGGACUUCGAGACUCUCUGCUCUGAUGUUACCAUGGCUCUCACCUCGUCCACGAACACGUAUCCCAUCUUCACCUUAGCAGAAGGCAGCGGACCAGACCAGCGCGAACAGCUGGAGCUGACCUUUGACCCAGAAGUACACAUUCCACCCAAAGACAAAGGAAGACUUAAGAGUAAGCGCAGCAGCAUGGAUGAAUUUGUGCUGCUGUGAACUCUCGCUCGGUCAGUCGCUGUUCAUGGAUCAAUCAGACUGUUCAUUUAAACACACUUCGUCAAUCACAAGCCCAAGGUUUAGAACCAGCAGCUUAGAACCCUGAACCUUAAGAAUGUAGUCAUCAACCAGCAGCUAUAAGCUUUAACUUGUGACAGCUAGUGCAGUUUGUUGUUAAGUAGUGACUAUACAGUGAUCAGGCAUAACAUUAUGACCAGUGCCAGGUGAAGUGAAUAAGACUGAUGAUCUCCUCAUCAUGGCCCCUGUUAGUGGGUGGGCUAUAUUAGAGCAGCAAGUGAACAUUUUGUCCUCAAAGUUGAUGUGUUAGAAGCAGGAAAAAUGGACAAUGAUGAAGGGCCAAAUUGUGAUGGCUAGACCAAACUGCAGCUCUUGUGGGGUGUUCCUGGUCUGCAGUGGUCAGUAUCUAUCAAAAGUGGUCCAAGGAAGGAACAGUAGUGAACCGGUGACAGGGUCAUGGGCGGUCAAGGCUCAUUGAUGCACGUGGGGAGUGAAGGCUGGACCGUGUGAUCCGAUCCAACAGACGAGCUACUGUUGUUCAAAUUGCUGAAGAAGUUAAUGCUGGUUCUGAUAGAAAGGGGUCAGAAUACACAGUGCAGGACGGGUCAGGACUAUUUUGGCAGCACCAACAUUAUAUUAGGCAGGUGGUCAUAAUGUUAUGCCUGAUCGGUGUAAGUGUCCAGCUAGCAACAGGAAAAAAACAGGAGCACUGGGGUGGAGAUUAAAACAUCUGGAUCAGAAGAAUCGUAAGUACAGUAUUGUGAUACACUUUUUUUUCCCCAGCACUUUCCAUCCCUCCGUCCAUCCCUACAGCACUAAAUGUUCAGCUCCAUAUGAUAGUAAGACAUGCUGUAAUCAAACCUCAUCACCACUGCUGUAAUUUUAGAAGUUCAAAUUUAUUUCUCACUAGGUGUGUGUGUGUGUGUGUGUGUGUGUGUGUGUGUGCUGAUUUUCAAGUCAAGUGUGUAUUUGUCACUACAUAUUUUUUUAUCUUCACCUAUAAAUGAUGAGAGUAAUUAUUAUAAUAAUAUUCUUAAUUAUUUUUGAAAUAAAAACCAAAUAUUUUUUUAAAGAAAAAGCUAAUAGAUGAUCUUUAGACAUGUAGGAAAUUGUUUUGUGUGUGUAAUCGGAUUUGUUAAUAAACGGAAGUGAAAGUUGUGCGUCGAGUAUGAGAAACGAGUGUG